This is a messenger RNA of Arabidopsis arenosa, 2644 nucleotides long. Lineage: Eukaryota; Viridiplantae; Streptophyta; Magnoliopsida; Brassicales; Brassicaceae. The record is from the annotation of a GenBank genome assembly.
AUCUUCAAUCUCAACUGAUUCGUAAUUGGAUUCAGAUCCAGACUCAAAAAUGGAGUCACCGCACUCGAAUCUGCUCCCUGAAGUCGAUUCUCUACCCGAUGGAUUCGUCGACGGCGCAACAGACCCGCCUCUCAAUUCACCAAAAACCCAGGAAGAAAAUUGUAUCACAACAACAACAACAAACCAUGACACUGUUGCGAUCGAGAAAGCAGAGAAGCCGAGAACUUUUCCAGUUCCGUUGUGUGAGACAGAUGGUAAUGAAGAUGACGAAGUAGAUGACCUAAUUCGAGAAUCAGAAAAGCUUAGCUUAGAGGCAGAGUUAGAGCAGAAACAAGAAGAAACAUCUACUCCUGUUCCUCAAACAUUAUCAGAAGGGUCAAGUCAAAAUUCAACCUUGUCUACGGAAAUGGAUUCACUCAAACCCAAAAAACAACAGGAGGUGGUUGAGAGCAAGCGUAAGGCUUCAAAGAAUAUGUUUAAAUCAGAGAAAGAGUUUUUGGAAUUUAUGCUUAAGUAUCAGCAAGUUCUUUCUGAAAGAGAUUCUGCUAUUACUGUUCGUGACAAGCUUGAAUCACUUUGUAGAGAGUUACAACGUCAAAACAAAAUGUUGAUGGAAGAAUGCAAGCGGGUGUCUACUGAGGGACAGACUUUAAGAUCAGAUUUAUCGACAAAGUUUCAGGAUGCGAUUAAGGAUGUGAGCAUUAAGUUGGACGAGCAAAAGGAUGAAAGCCUCGCACAACUAAAAGAAAAUGAGAUGUUGAGGACGAAGUUGAAGCACCUGGCUGAUCAAUAUAUGCUUUCAGAACAACAGCAUGAGCAAAGAUUGAAGCAGAAAACACUUGAGCUACAGAUCUCUGCUUUAAAAAUUAAACAGCACGAGGAGAAACUCAUCCAUGAACAAUCUCAGAUGAAAGUUUACGCAGAUCAAGUUUCGCAGCUAUUAUCUACUGAGAAAAAUUUGCGGUUGCAGCUAACUGCUGAUGGAGAUAAAUUCCAGCAGUUCCAGGACGCGUUGGUGAAGAGCAAUGAGGUGUUUGAAACAUUCAAACAAGAAAUCGAUAAGAUGUCCAAAGCAAUCAAAGAACUUAGAAAAGAAAACGCAUUCUUGAAGAGCAAAACCGAGAAGUCAGAUAUCAGUCUCAUAGAACUCGUCGAAGAGCGUGAAAGAUUGAAGAAACAGUUGGAGAAGACAAAGAAACAAAAAGACAAGCUUGAAUCGCUUUGCAGAUCCCUUCAAGCUGAAAGAAAACAGAAGGAAACUAACAGUUCACAGAGAAAGAUUCUGCAUUCACUAAGAUCACAACCGAUUAGAAGAAUGUCGCAACCCGGGAAAGCUUCUCCAUUGGUUAAGCAAAGAGACGAUACUGUGGUUGCUACUCUGGCAAAGUGCCCUUUCGCUCACGCUUUGAGUCGUAUCUUCUUCUCUCUCGCUUUUUUCGCCGGCGUGGUUAGAUCGUACAAAGCUCAGAGAAUGUUGGGAAUCUUGAGGCAAAGAGCCAUCGAUGGAGGCUUGGCUGCUUCGACUCUUAGAAGGACGCGAUUCGCAUUGGUUUCUGCUAGGAGCUAUGCAGCUGGUGCAAAAGAGAUGACAGUCAGAGAUGCUCUAAAUUCUGCAAUUGAUGAGGAAAUGUCUGCAGAUCCUAAAGUCUUUGUUAUGGGUGAAGAGGUUGGUCAAUAUCAAGGUGCCUACAAGAUCACUAAAGGCCUUUUGGAGAAAUAUGGUCCUGAGAGAGUUUACGAUACCCCAAUUACCGAGGCUGGAUUUACUGGAAUUGGAGUUGGUGCCGCCUAUGCUGGCUUAAAGCCUGUUGUAGAAUUUAUGACGUUUAACUUCUCUAUGCAGGCAAUUGAUCAUAUCAUCAAUUCCGCUGCAAAGUCAAAUUACAUGUCUGCUGGACAAAUAAAUGUACCCAUCGUCUUUAGAGGACCCAAUGGUGCUGCUGCUGGUGUUGGGGCUCAACAUUCUCAGUGCUAUGCAGCGUGGUACGCCUCAGUUCCUGGUUUGAAAGUUCUCGCUCCAUAUUCAGCUGAAGAUGCUCGUGGUCUUCUUAAAGCUGCCAUUAGAGACCCUGACCCUGUUGUCUUCCUUGAAAACGAGCUACUAUAUGGUGAAUCAUUCCCUAUUUCAGAAGAAGCACUUGAUUCAAGUUUCUGUCUUCCCAUAGGCAAAGCCAAGAUUGAACGAGAAGGAAAGGAUGUAACGAUAGUAACUUUCUCGAAGAUGGUCGGUUUCGCCCUCAAGGCAGCUGAGAAGCUCGCAGAAGAGGGAAUAAGUGCUGAGGUAAUAAAUCUUCGUUCAAUCCGUCCGCUUGACAGAGCCACCAUCAAUGCUUCAGUGAGGAAAACGAGUAGAUUGGUAACAGUUGAAGAAGGUUUCCCACAACACGGAGUCUGUGCAGAAAUCUGUGCGUCGGUUGUAGAAGAGAGCUUUUCAUACUUGGAUGCACCGGUGGAGAGGAUUGCAGGAGCUGAUGUUCCAAUGCCUUAUGCAGCUAACCUAGAGAGAUUGGCUCUUCCUCAGAUAGAGGAUAUCGUUCGAGCAUCAAAGAGAGCUUGUUACAGAUCGAAAUAAAAUCGUCAACAUCAACACAUUUCUGCUUUGAUCUUUAAAGGGAAAGGAAAAUAAGAAAACGGAGAAAAAUGA